AUCCAUACACAGAAAGAAAUCAAUAGCUGCUUAUUUCAAUUCCCAACAAAUUAUAUAAUCCCCUUUUUCGCUCUCAUUAAUUGCGCAAUUCAAAGCUGUCAAAUUCGGAUUACGACGAUAGAUACAGUUAUUCGGAUUCCAUUAUAAAUUCUGCCUUUUUGCUUCAUUUGCAGAAUUCACGCAAGAAUAUUUUGUGAGAUAUAAUCCAGAUCUAGAACUCGCCUUUCGUUUCAUCUCCCAAAUUAUUUCAGGUUUUAAAAAAUGGAAGGUGUUGUAGUUAGGAGAGUAAUUCCUUCCGACAAUAGUUGCCUCUUCAAUGCGGUCGGUUAUGUCAUGGAUCACAACAAAAACAAGGCUUCCGAGCUGAGACAGGUUAUAGCAGCAGCAGUAAGCAGUGAUCCAGAAAAAUAUACCGAAGCAUUUCUUGGAAAGACUAAUGAAGAAUACUGUACAUGGAUUCUUAAUCCGGAAAAAUGGGGAGGUGCGAUUGAGCUUGCUAUAUUGGCAGAAUAUUAUGGACGAGAAAUUGCAGCGUAUGAUAUACAAAACACGAGAUGCGAUUUGUAUGGGCAGGAAAAGAAGUACGAGGAAAGAGUGAUGCUUAUUUACGACGGGCUCCAUUAUGAUGCUUUGUCUAUGUGUCCGUUCGAAGAAGCACCAGAGGAAUUUGAUCAGACGAUAUUUGCUGUCCAGAAGGACAGAACAGUGGGGCCCGUUGAGAGCCUAGCCCUUAAUCUCGUUAAAGACCAGCACAGGAAGAGGAGUUAUACAGACACGGCUAAGUUCACUUUACGGUGCGCUGUUUGCCAAAUCGGAGUUGUAGGGCAGAUGGAAGCGGUGGCGCAUGCACAGGCAACCGGCCAUGCAAAUUUCCAGGAAUACAGGUCAUGAAAAAACAUAGCCUGGAAUCGAAUCGGACGGACCAGAUUUGUCGAAAUGUGUGGAUUCUAUAAAUCUUUUUUUUUAAUAGCAUUUGGACAUUUGAGUUACUGCUGAUCUGGUGCAAUUGUUGUUGUAAACUUGUAACAUUUUACAUGUACAUUUACUUCUCUUUUCUUCUUUCUUUUGGUACAUAAAAUGUACAAUUUCUCGAGUUUAUUUGAUAAAGAAUUUUUCUGAAGUUUA
Molecule: messenger RNA, 1125 nt
Organism: Erythranthe guttata (spotted monkey flower)
Lineage: Eukaryota; Viridiplantae; Streptophyta; Magnoliopsida; Lamiales; Phrymaceae
Product: OTU-like cysteine protease family protein
Biological process (GO): protein deubiquitination; ERAD pathway; endoplasmic reticulum unfolded protein response
Cellular component (GO): cytosol; nucleus
Molecular function (GO): cysteine-type deubiquitinase activity
Source: RefSeq, a predicted model, not a curated record